Molecule: messenger RNA, 2253 nt
Organism: Rhodofomes roseus
Lineage: Eukaryota; Fungi; Basidiomycota; Agaricomycetes; Polyporales; Fomitopsidaceae
Exons: 4
Coding region: 1-2253 (750 amino acids)
Source: RefSeq, a predicted model, not a curated record
AUGCAACAGAACGUCCUCCCUCUGCCUCACGAGCCGACCUCGCCCCCAGGCGAGAGCACCCCAUCACCAUCGAUCAUGCGACUCCGCGACGCGUCGCUCGUCAAAACCGCGGCCAAGCGUAUCAACGCCGAGCCUAUCGCCCUCCCCUCCGCCAAUCCGUGGAAGUCUCCGAGAGCGACCUCGCCUGUGGACAAUGGGGGCAAGAGCUACGCGGACGUCGUAGCGACUGCGGCUAACACGCCGCCGCGCGAAACGACUCCGACCCUAGAACCGGCUACGCCCACCCAGCAACCACAAUCGCCCGUGGUGAAGACGGAGCAGGACGAGAACAUCAUCCUGCAGGUCACAACCGUCGAGCCUCUCGUGCUAACUGACAAGGACGGCGAUGACACCGAGGCUCAAGAAAUGAACGAACCCCUUGACCCUGACGUGAGCCGCACUCGCUCGGGCAAGGUAAUUUCUUCCUCGAAGUCGAAGGCCAAGAAGACGAAAGCAAAGAAGAACGUAAAGAAGACGGAGGACGUCCUAGCCCUCGGCGAAGGCCUCCCCACGUCUCUUCAACACCAGGUCGAGACGCCAAUUCAGCAGGCCACGGGACCUUCUCGCAUCGUCAGCGAGUCUCGCAAACGCCGCCGAGUCACCACGGACAUCGACGAUGGAGAGUCCAACACCACUGUGAACCGCACCCAAGACGCCCCUGUCGUCCCACCGCUCACGCCCGCGAAGAUCACCGUCCGACGCUCCUCGCCUCUAUCUUACCUCGACGACACCCCUCCGAAGGACCGUCACGACCCCCCCGCGAUCACCACCUCUGAUCUCGAAACGUCAGACAUCGAAAUGAUAGACCUGGACGACGAAGCUGUGAACCGCACGCUCCACCGCCCCAACAGACCCCCAGCGAACCUCUACGCCCACCACGUCACGGGAACCACCGGUCCUAACGCGAGCUCCUCUUCCAAACGAGAAGGAAAGCGUCCCGCUCGUCACGAAGACUUCGACGGGAUUACCUCUCAAACAGGGCCAGCUUCUGGAGGACCACCGCACACGCAUUAUAGCUCGGCAAGCCACAACCGCGCGGCCCAAGGAGACCCAGAGGCCCCUCUUCUCUAUAUGCACGAACGCGGACCACAGCUCGACCAUAACCGCCCGCCCACACACCCUCGACCAGUGCACUACGCCCCCGGGCCCUUCCCUCUCCUCCCCGAUGAGCAGGCGCAGGCGAUGGCGCCCCUACCGACUCUACCUCAGCCGAUGGCCCUUACCCGCCCGCCGCCCGAUGGCCACGUCCAGAUUCAAGGGAACGACCCGUACUUCUUCCUCCAUAAUAUCCUCGUAUCUCAACGAAGCUCCUGGUCCACUCUCAAGGACAUCUUCCUCUUCAUUCAAUUCCCCGGUCGCGGCGCGCAGGACAGCGGUAACCACGCGCGAAUGAGUUCUGCGGAGACGGUCCUGACAAAGUACCUUGAUAUCUACGGGUCCUCCUUGAUCCAGCCUCUCCCGGAGACCACGCAAACCAAGCCGAACGAACCUCCCCACUGGUAUCGUCUCGGCAACCUCACUCAGCAGGGCCGUGACAAACUCAUCAAGCGAGUCUGGUGGUCUGCGCCGGAGGGAACCUUCAGCGUUAUCGACCCCGAUGGCAGACCUCCAACUUACAUCGGCACCUGGCGGGACGCGCACCGUCUUGGAUCCACCUCAGAAGCUGGAAUGGCCAUUGGCUUCCGAGCGACGCUAUGCGACGACCAGGCGGCCCACUUCAUCAAGUCGAUCCUGGUCGACGAGUACCGUAGAGGACGUCUAGGGCCCCGUCAACGAACAGACGACACCUUCGACGAGAUCAUCCGAUCCGUCAGGGUGAGGAAGUUUAUGUGGAAGGGUCCACGAAACGGUGAGGAAGAACCGGUCGCUUCGCUCUACAUAGACUCCCCUACACGAGACGCGGCUGAGUGGGCGGUCUUCAAGACCUACCUGCGUCAACUAACGUACGGAGGCGCUCACGCUGGUCCACCAGAACUCAUCGUCGACGCUUUCUUCUGCGCCUAUUGCCACAGCAUCGAUCACCCUACCUACGCGUGCACGGUCCCACUGACUCCUGGAUGGCAUGGCCCUUCCCUGGAGGCGGCUCGGGAGUCCAUCACGAACGAACGUCGCGGCAUGGAGGCCGGUAAUGGCAGAGGUCGCGGGAGAGGUGGUCGUGGACGGGGAGGCCGAGGACGCGGCCGCGGUGGCCCUCGCGGUCGCGGAGGAGUCUAG